Molecule: messenger RNA, 882 nt
Organism: Trypanosoma cruzi
Lineage: Eukaryota; Euglenozoa; Kinetoplastea; Trypanosomatida; Trypanosomatidae
Exons: 1
Coding region: 1-882 (293 amino acids)
Biological process (GO): protein transport to vacuole involved in ubiquitin-dependent protein catabolic process via the multivesicular body sorting pathway
Cellular component (GO): ESCRT II complex
Molecular function (GO): structural molecule activity; protein homodimerization activity
Source: RefSeq, a predicted model, not a curated record
AUGGACUCCUCUGCGCCCGGAGACAUUCACACACUUUUUCUUUUUUCUUUUUUUGUGUGUCCUAUUUAUCGAUUUAUUCAUUUUUUUUUUUUUUUUUGCCUGUGUUGCUGCUUUGCAACGCGAGGAAGGAGGAGAGUCAUAAGUGGUCACCCCGCCCACAUGUCAAUUGAACCGGACCAUUGGAGCUUCUUUCAGCUCCCGCCUUUUUUUGCGCUCCAACCGGGGCCGACCGCACUUGCACGACAGACUUCCCUCUGGGGAAGUGCUAUUAUUGACCACGCGGCCUAUCAUGCGCCAAGGACGAGACCGGGUGUGUGCCCAUUUCUCCGUCUCUACAAGAGCACAAGCGAUGUGUUUCGCAACCCCAGUCUUAACCGGCGUCUCCCGCCGGAGGCGGCGGCACGGAUGCUUGAGUCCCUCGUAGCACAACAUCCGAAUCAUUGUGCUGUUGUGCUACCUGGCAAUGACAAGGGUGAGAACGAUGGCGCGGACUUUGCCGUUCUUCUUGCCUGCAAUGAGAGCGGGCUGAAGGGACUGGAGCAGGCGCUUCUGUCGUGGAUUCUUGACCGAGGGGCUGGCACGACCACCGCACAUUUGGCGCAGAAGGGUGUGGUGAUGACCUUUGACGAGCUGGCCGAGAGCAACUGCCUGGCGUACCGACGGGACCGGGAGCCGUUCUUGAAACGGCUCUCAGCGGCUCCCGUGCCUGUUGGUGAUGUGGGAGCACUUUCAAACGAGCAGGCCAUACGCACUUUGCUCCACUCCCUCAAAAGCCGACCACUUUCAGCGCUAAGCCCAAUUCACAUUACGUUGUUCAACAUGGACGGCAGCGACAGACGGCCAUAUGAGGGCGUAAAAUUUGGGGGGGCCGUUGCAUGUUGA